This is a messenger RNA of Penicillium riverlandense, 882 nucleotides long. RefSeq lists its product as uncharacterized. NCBI's taxonomy places the organism in Eukaryota, Fungi, Ascomycota, Eurotiomycetes, Eurotiales, Aspergillaceae. The record is from RefSeq and is a predicted model, not a curated record. The transcript has 3 exons. Bases 1 to 882 code for a protein of 293 amino acids.
AUGCAUCAAGUCGAAUUCGAUACGAGCAACCUUCACGCGCUUACCUCCCGCACAGUGAUCAUCACUGGGGGCGCAGGCGGAAUUGGUGCAGCCACCGCAAAAGUGUUCAACGAACAUGGCGCCAAUGUUGUUAUCGCAGAUAUCCCUAGCUUCGAAGAGAAGGCCAAUCAGAUUAUCGCCUCGCUUCCUCACCCCUCGCAAGCUCUAUUCGUACCUGUGGAUAUCUUAAAUUGGGAGCAAAUGAUUACCUUGUUUAAACGCACGAUUCAAGUAUUCAGCGCUCUUCAUGUCGUGGUAGCCAAUGCCGGUACUAUGGAGUCAGCUGAGGUUUUGGAUUUAGACGAUGUGGACAGCGAUGGAAACCUACGCGAGUCCCAGGAGGCUUUUAAGGUUAUUGAUGUGAAUUUAAAGGGAACUUUGAACAGUAUGUCUACACGAGUCCAACCGGAACAUGAUACUUCAACUUCGGGUUACUUCGGAGGAACGGGAGUCUCUGCCUAUAUUUCCUCGAAGCACGGAGUGAUCGGAUUGCUACGAGGGUCUCAGCAAGCUGCAAGGAAAUAUGGCAUUUCGGUCAAAGCCAUUGCCCCUUUCUUCACUCCCACGCGUAUCACUGCUGGCUUUGCGGACAAAUGGAAAGAAGCUGGUCUUGAAGGAAACACCCCCGAGAUGGUGGGAACCGCAAUCGCUCAUUCUGCUAUGGACGACACUAAGAGUGGAAGUUGUAUCUUGGUCGCAGGAAAGUUCUUGAGAGAAGUAGAGUUUACAAGAACAAAUAUGAUGAGCCAGUGGCUGGGACAGGAUGUAGUUGACUUUAUGUAUAAGGCAUUUGGGUUUUUCACAAACAUAGGUGGGUAUCAGCUGCCAAAAAUCAGCAACUAG